Molecule: messenger RNA, 3021 nt
Organism: Trifolium pratense (red clover)
Lineage: Eukaryota; Viridiplantae; Streptophyta; Magnoliopsida; Fabales; Fabaceae
Product: mitogen-activated protein kinase 20-like
Exons: 10
Coding region: 660-2504 (614 amino acids)
Biological process (GO): intracellular signal transduction; protein phosphorylation
Cellular component (GO): nucleus; cytoplasm
Molecular function (GO): ATP binding; MAP kinase activity
Source: RefSeq, a predicted model, not a curated record
CAUCUGAAAUACGUUACGGAUAAGAUACAUAAAGGUACACCUAACUAGAUUUAAGCCUCAAAAAACUCUCUAAAAUUUUUCACGUAUCUCUCUCUCUUUUUUUUCUCUUUCUCUCUCUUUGUGCCUGUGUCGGUGUACAUAGAUCUUGUUCACACUGCACGCACUUCAUUUCUGUGCCACAUCUUUAUUUCUUUAUCAAGUUUGGAUUUUUCAGCUGAAAAAAUAAGUGGGUAUCUUUUGUUUUUUCAUUUUCUGUUGAAGGUAGCUAAAGGGUAAUUGUUUUGAGGUAGGAUCUUUGGUGGGGUUUUGAAAAUGAGGGUAUUGGGUUGGAGUAGUGUCAUUAUAUGAUUGUGGGUGGUGAAUGGUUUUUUCUAUAGUUUGGUGAGUUUUGUUGUUGUUUUGGUUUAUAAGGGAAGUUGUAUGUGGGAUCUUAUUUUGAUUCUAUGUUUUGUGAAGAGAAGAAUAAGGUGGGAUUGUUGUGCUUUUGUUAUAAUGUGUAGGUGUAGAUGGGGAAAAUGUGGAUGAUUUAAGGUGAAAAAGUUUGUGUUUUUUGAGUUUUUUUUUGUUGGAGAUUUUUUUUUUUUUGAGGGUUUGUUUGGUUUUUACUUGAUCUUUACCUCAUAGGGAUUUUUUGGAAAAUUUGUGGGUGUCAGAAGAAAAUGCAGCAAGAUCAUAGGAAAAAGAAUUCGACUGAGAUGGACUUUUUCUCUGAAUAUGGCGAUGCCAACCGGUACAAAAUUCAAGAAGUCAUUGGGAAAGGAAGUUACGGCGUUGUCUGUUCUGCCAUUGACACUCAUACCGGUGAUAAAGUGGCCAUUAAGAAAAUUCACGACAUCUUUGAGCAUAUAUCUGAUGCUGCACGUAUUCUCCGUGAGAUAAAGCUGCUUAGACUUCUUCGACAUCCUGAUAUUGUUGAAAUAAAACACAUUAUGCUGCCUCCUUCUCGAAAGGACUUCAAAGACAUUUAUGUUGUUUUUGAGCUCAUGGAGUCCGAUCUUCAUCAAGUCAUUAAAGCCAAUGAUGACUUGACGAAAGAGCACUAUCAGUUUUUUCUUUAUCAAUUGCUUCGAGCACUGAAGUAUAUCCACACUGCGAAUGUCUACCAUCGAGAUUUGAAGCCAAAAAAUAUACUGGCAAAUGCAAACUGCAAACUUAAAAUUUGUGAUUUUGGACUAGCUAGAGUUGCCUUCAGUGACACACCAACAACUAUAUUUUGGACGGAUUAUGUUGCUACAAGGUGGUAUAGGGCUCCAGAGCUAUGUGGAUCAUUUUACUCAAAGUAUACGCCAGCGAUUGAUAUAUGGAGUAUAGGUUGCAUUUUUGCCGAAGUACUAACAGGAAAGCCACUUUUUCCUGGAAAAAAUGUAGUCCAUCAGUUGGAUCUGAUGACAGACUUGCUCGGGACUCCCUCACUGGACACUAUAUCUCGGGUGCGUAAUGAGAAGGCAAGGAGAUACCUAACUAGCAUGAGAAAAAAACAGCCUGUGCCAUUUGCACAAAAAUUUCCCAAUGCCGACCCUUUAGCACUACGACUAUUGGAAAGGUUACUUGCGUUUGACCCGAAAGAUCGACCUACUGCUGAAGAGGCAUUGGCCGACCCUUACUUCAAGGGACUAGCAAAAGUCGAGAGAGAACCGUCUUGCCAGCCUAUCACCAAAAUUGAGUUUGAAUUUGAAAGACGGAGAGUCACAAAGGAAGAAAUUCGAGAGCUAAUUUUCCGCGAGAUUCUAGAGUAUCAUCCUCAACUUCUGAAAGACUACAUUAAUGGAACAGAGAGAACUAAUUUUCUAUAUCCAAGUGCUGUGGAUCAAUUCAGAAAGCAGUUUGCUCAUCUAGAGGAAAAUGGUAAAAAUGGUCCCGUUGUACCACUUGAUCGAAAGCACGUUUCUCUUCCAAGGUCAACAAUUGUACAUUCAAAUACGAUACCGCAGAAAGAGCAAACAAGUAUUGCUUCCAGCAAAAACCGGCAUACACCCGAGGAAUAUAAUAAGAUAUGUAGAGAUACUGAAAUUCCAAUGCCAAGGCCUAUACAGGGACCACAAAGAAUUCCACUAGCAAAACCUGGUAAAGUUGUCGGGCCAGUUGUUCCGUAUGAAUAUGGAAAUGUUGUUAAGGAUUCUUAUGAUCCAAGGGCGUUUAUAAGAGGUUCUGUGCUUCCUCCUCAACCUGUUCCGCCGGCUUAUUACUAUCAAAGGCCUGGUAGCACUGCAAAUCAAGAAAGGCCAACAGCGGAAAGUGAUAAGGGUGUGGUUUUGCAAGCGAAACAUGGACAACAAUGUGGAGUUGAUUCCAAACUUGGACCAGAUAUAAUCAUUAAUAUCGAUCCAAAUCCAUUUUACAUGACAAGGGUAGGAGUGAACAAAUUAGAAAAAGAUGAUCAAAUUGCAAUAGAAACAAACAUGUUGCAAUCAAAGACUCAAUAUGGUGGAGUUGGUGCUGCAGCUGGUCCCCCGGCUCAUAGAAAAGUUGGUCCUAUUCAAUAUGGUAUGACAAGAAUGUUCUAGAAGGGAAACCAAUUCCCUGGAGUAACUGCGUUGCUUCUCGAUUGUCUGAUCUAAGUCAAAAGUCGAGAAUGUUUAGAAUUGAUUUAAUGAAUCUGUAAUCUGAGCCUUCCGAUCUCAAACCGAUGAUCGAGAUUGAUUACUGCGUGUAACUGCGCGGUAGUAUUCCUGCAGGGAAUCCGAAUCUUCUAGGAGAGGGUUUUCUUGUGAAUAUUUGUUUAAGGGAGCAUAAGAAAGGCUCUUUGAAGGGAAGGAUCUUUGUGGUCAUUGUUUGUACAAAGUGAGGGAGUGUGAGGACCAUUGUGGUAAUACUUUCCGUAGAAGGGUUAGCUUUCAAUGGUAAAAAAGCUAUGAACUUUGGUUAACAACUAUCAAGAAACUGUAACAUUGAAAUUGAGUUCUAUCUUGUAUGUCAAUACAUAACUUUCUUCUAGGUGUUUGUAGUGAAAUCAAUACCUUAAAACCAAUCAUGUGGAUGUUUUUUAAAUUAGAUGAAUGAGAUCCUUCAAACUUAGGGUCA